UAUUGAACAUAUAUUUAGUAUGAUUAUAUUGUACAGCUAAUGUGAUAUAUCUCUCCCAAAAUAGAGGAGCCAUAUUGUAAUUAUAAAUAUUCAGUAAAUUAAUGAGAAGGUCAAGGGAUUGAUUUCUAUCAUGGUAUCAAGAGUCCAGUGAACCAACCCUAACCCCUCUCCCCUGCCGCCACCCCCUGUUCUACGACACAGCCUUCUUCUUCACGGCUGUUCUUCUUUUCGGCUGUUCCCCACCUCAUCUUCCUCCUUGUUCUCACCAUGACAAACACUACUAACACCCCUAUUACCGUGGAAUCAAAACUCCACCCCGCCACUACCGUCUCCCACAUCAAAAAUUACAUACCUGUUACCCUUGAAAUCGAAUCAUCGCAGUACAAUUCCUGGGCAACUUUCUUUAAACUACACUGUAAAGCCUUCUUGGUUUUUGAUCAUCUAUCACCCAAACCUGCUGCAUCCGAAACCACCACUGAAACAUCUUCUUCCACCACAAAACCGACCGCUGAAUGGGAACGCCUUGAUGCUAUUGUGUUACAAUGGAUAUACAGUACAAUUUCCAACGAUCUCCUCCACACCAUUAUCAACAAGACCGCCACCGCUCACGAUGCUUGGAAAGCUAUCGAGGAUCUUUUUCAAGACAAUAAAAGCUCCCGCGCCAUUCACCUGAUGCAGAAGUUCUCGAACACCCGUUUGGACGGCUUCCCCAAUAUAUCCGCAUACUGCCAGGAACUCAAAGUCCUGGCCGAUCAGUUGGCGAAUGUGAAUGCUCCGAUUGACAAUGAUCGAUUGGUUUUGCAGUUAAUUGCGGGGCUGAAUGAACAGUAUGAGGGCAUUGCUACUAUACUCCAACAACAAGAUCCACUCCCAUCAUUCUAUUCUGCCCGUUCCAGCGUAAUUCAAGUGGAAACUCGCAAAGCCGAACAAGCCUUGAAUGCAUCCAAGUCUGCCUCCACUGCUCUAACCGCAUCCACAAACCGCUCCCCGGCCGCUGAUCAGUCUCGCAACCACGACCGAAACUAUGGCACUCAUGACCGCGGCUACGGCUCGGGCCGUGGACGCUCGGGUCAUUGGGGACGUGGCCGGUCCAGCUCUGGCCGUGGCCGGUUUUCUUCUCAGUAUCCGUGGCAGCCGCCUUCCUAUUACCCAUGGAUGAACACUUGGCCCACACCACCCUCCAACAACCAAACUCCCUUCUACCCUUGGCCUGUGCCGCCAUGCCCAUACCCUUCCACCAAUCGGCCUAAUCAAACCCACACUAAAAGCCCUGGUAUCUUAGGCCCGCGGCCGAACCAUCAAAGCAAUGUUGCCUAUACACCCACGGAUAUCGAGCAGGCUAUGUACACGAUGUCACUACAGCAGCCAGACCCCACACAGUACAUGGAUACGGGCGCAACGGGAAACAUGACACAUGAACAAGGACUACAAGACUCGGACCCCGCUCCUGCGAUGCAACAGCAGCGGUGACCUCUACCCGUUGGUAAUCGGGUCCCCCUCCCAAGCAACUGCUCUUGCCGCUAUUUCUGGUCAACUCUGGCAUCAUCGUCUUGGCCAUCCAGGACGCCCGUCUUUAAAUAAAUUACAAACUUCUAGUUCUAUUGUUUUUGAUACUUUGAAUAAUGAUGUAUGCCAGUCUUGCGUUUUUGGAAAAAGUAUUGAAUUACCUUUCUUUGCUUCUAAUAAU
Messenger RNA from Helianthus annuus (common sunflower), 1687 nucleotides. RefSeq lists its product as uncharacterized. The coding region runs from base 268 to 1470 and encodes 400 amino acids. Lineage: Eukaryota; Viridiplantae; Streptophyta; Magnoliopsida; Asterales; Asteraceae. The transcript is spliced from 2 exons. The record is from RefSeq and is a predicted model, not a curated record.